AUGCAGAAUUCGGUCGCUCUUUCGGCUAGGAUGCCCACCGCCAGACGUGCCAGGAAGGGCAUAUCUGACGCUCAGAAACAGGCUCUACGCGUCUAUGCAUCUGAAACGCACCCUACACCUUCUCAGAGAGCCUGCGUUGAAUGGUUUCAAUCCCAAUUUAGUCGCCUUAUUGAUCGGGCUACUGUCUCAAGGAUCCUUUCAUCUAAAUACCAGCAUCUUGAUACUGGUCCAGCUAGUCUAAACAUGCGUACGUCGGCAUCGCAUUGGCCUAUAUUGGAUGACAAGCUCUUUGAAUGGCAACAGCGACACCAGGAUUCUGGCUUUCCGAUAACAGGGCCACUUCUUCGGUUAAAAGCUAUUGAAUACUGGAGAAAGAUACCGGAUUAUUCUAAACUACCAAUGCCUCUUUUCUCUGAUGGUUGGCUUACCCGGUUCAAACAACGUCACUCUCUCCGAUAUCAUAUCUUCCAUGGUGAAGCUGCAUCUGUUCCGAGCUCAAUACAUGAUGAGAUGAAACCUAUUCAGGCAGUCUGUGACCAAUAUGAGCAGGAGAAUAUCUAUAAUAUGGAUGAAACUGGGCUUUACUGGCGUCGUAUGCCAAAUGGUGGCCUAUCAACUGAUGGAUAUGCUGGUCAAAAGAAGGAUAAGGCCCGAAUUACUAUAGUAGUUGCGACAAAUGCUACUGGUUCAGACCGACUUCCUUUGUGGUUAAUUGGUACUGCAAAGACACCACGAGCCCUCCGGGGGGUAAAUUUCCAAGCGAUUGGAUGUACCUGGCGUUGGAAUAAGAAGGCAUGGAUGCGCAGUGGAAUUAUGAAAGAAUGGCUACACUCAUUUUAUAAGCAUAUUGGCAAGCAAAGACGAGUAUUGCUUUUGCUUGAUAACUUCUCUGCACAUUUAUGCGCGCUUGAAGAUGCACCUCCACCUCCCAAUAUCAGGGUUCUUUUCUUCCCAGCGAAUACAACGUCAAUUUACCAACCACUGGACCAAGGUAUAAUCCAGAACCUAAAACACCAUUAUCGGAGAAAAUGGAUGCUUUGGAUGGUUAAUAUACUUGAUCGGAAUAUCGAUCCUCAAAAGAAAAUGAGCCUUAAUUAUACUCUGCACUGGAUCACCCAAGCAUGGCGUAAUAAGGUACUCAAUGAGACUAUACAAAACUGCUUUGAUAAGAGUACUAUUACUGGUCGUACUAGUCAGAUAGAAGGACAACCAGAAGUGCUUCAGUUAGAUGAUCUAUAUCAGAGCUUAACUAGCAAGCUUUCUGGGAGUGCUCAGGAGAUUAUGCCAUUGGAUAAUUUCCUGAACCCAUCAGAUGAAAACAAUGCUGAUGAACCUGAUAUAUCUGAUAUUAUCCUGGAUAUAACCGCUGGCGGUGAUGGUGAUGGUGAUGGUGAUGAUGAGGAUGAGGAAUAUAUAUUUGGGCCUCCACCAGACUUACCAUCUAGUGCAGCAGUUAUUCAUAGCAUGAAGGAUACACUUCUAUGGGCACAGCACCAAGAGGGUACUACCGAGGAAAAUAUUCGUCAGAUAGAGGGCCUCAUAGGUAUAUUUACUAGACUACAGGUGGAUAGGAGGGAACAGAAGACACUGGAAGAGACAUGGCUCUCAAAGCGGAAGUAA
Molecule: messenger RNA, 1620 nt
Organism: Penicillium waksmanii
Lineage: Eukaryota; Fungi; Ascomycota; Eurotiomycetes; Eurotiales; Aspergillaceae
Exons: 1
Coding region: 1-1620 (539 amino acids)
Cellular component (GO): nucleus
Molecular function (GO): DNA binding
Source: RefSeq, a predicted model, not a curated record